AAGGCUAUGGGUUUUACAAAGGAGAUUCACUUGGAGAAAGAUCGCUGGCAAGGGUACAUAAAAGAUUAUGAUGGAGGAAUCCUUAUGGAAUGCAAAAUUGAUCCGAAGCUUCCAUAUAUUGACUUGUCAACUAUGAUUCGCCGCCAGAGACAGGCAAUUGAUGAAAAGAUAAGAGAGCUCUCGAAUUGUCACAUUGUUUAUCCGGGGAUUGACUUUCAAAAGAAAGAAGCUGGUAUUCCUAAGAAACCUGUCAAAGUUGAGGACAUUCCUGGUUUGCGUAAGUUUUUCAUCAUCCUUCAUUUUUUUUCUUUUUAUCCUCUUUGGCUUCUAUUCUAGUUGUUUGUGGGGGAAAAAGUUAUUUUUACUCGUCAAAUAUUCAAUUUUCGAUAAGUUUGUUAUCCUCCAAAUUUAUAAAUGAUACUUUUCUGUAUGAUCAAUUAAAAACUACAGUUUUCUCUUUUUCGAGAAGGUCCAUUGAAUAGUAAGAAAUUAAUAAGGAAAUUUUCCUGUACUUCGGAAAUGUAUUUAGAAGCCUGCAGUGGGGUCCAUCCUAUGUCUUAUGGAAUUUUCUUCCAACAUUUUCUCUAGUUGAAUAAUUGUUGGUCAUUUAAUCUUCUAGACAAAGUUCAGAUGCGGGGAAUCUAUUUGAUGAGUUCCUCUUAAUUUGUUUUUGUGCAUACCAAUUGUUUGUUUAAUCUGAUUUCUAUGCUCAUGGAUGAUGAGGGGAGGGGAGGACAUUCUCAAGAAAACUUUAAUCUGAUUUCUAUGCUCAUGGAUGAUGAAGAGCUGGAGGGGAGAGAAUUACAAGCAGUAUCAAAUAGACCAGGGUGUUCUGGUCAUUUUACUACUGGACUUCAAGAUCUGUUGGUAAAGUUUCCACCAAAUUCUGUAAAGAUGAAGCAACCUUUUAGUAUGCAACCUUGGGAUUCAUCUCCAGAGAUUGUCAAGAAGCUUUUUAAGGUUUUCCAUUUCCUCUAUACUUACUCUCUUGUCAUUGAUGUCUGCCCAUUCACCCUUGAUGAGUUUGCCCAAGCAUUUCAUGACAAGCUAAGCAAAUGGACUCACAACAAAGACAAGUGCACAAAUGAUGAUGAAUUGAAGGAUGGAGCAAGUUUCAUGCAUGGUUUACUUUUGUGUAUCUUGUAAUGGUUCUGUUUUUCAUUUUUGAAGUAAAAAAUGUUCAAAAACUUUAUUAUGCUAGGCUUUCAAACUUAA
Humulus lupulus (European hop) is the source of this 1215-nucleotide messenger RNA. RefSeq names its product homeobox-DDT domain protein RLT3-like. Bases 706 to 1146 code for a protein of 146 amino acids. Gene Ontology annotation, biological process: regulation of transcription by RNA polymerase II. NCBI's taxonomy places the organism in Eukaryota, Viridiplantae, Streptophyta, Magnoliopsida, Rosales, Cannabaceae. The record is from RefSeq and is a predicted model, not a curated record. The transcript has 4 exons.